UCCAGAUAAUGGCCAGUUCAAUCGAUGAAAAAGAAGAGAUUGAGAAAGGAAUUAAUGAUGAAAAGAAUAGAACACGUGUAAUUGCUCUUGCGGUUCGCGAAGCUGUGGCCGUAGCCUUUGGUGUUAAUCAACCAGACUGGGAUGCCGCUUGUAGAAAUAUUCUACAAAAUCAUUUAUUAACGGGACAAGAAAAAUCAACUAUAAUAGAAUUACUUAAGCAAAGGGAAAGAAAUUAA
Funneliformis caledonium is the source of this 236-nucleotide messenger RNA. The record is from the annotation of a GenBank genome assembly. Lineage: Eukaryota; Fungi; Glomeromycota; Glomeromycetes; Glomerales; Glomeraceae.